This is a messenger RNA of Gongylonema pulchrum, 694 nucleotides long. The record is from the annotation of a GenBank genome assembly. Lineage: Eukaryota; Metazoa; Nematoda; Chromadorea; Rhabditida; Gongylonematidae.
AUACGCGUGUGCUAUGUGCAUAUGCGAUUGCAGUGCGUAUGCGUAACUGUGAACUCGUUAUAUUACUUGACAACGAUUAUCGCUUCUUCUUCACUAUUGGAAUAGCUACCACUGUUGUUUCCAUUCUGACGCUCUUCGCACUCGUCAUAACCAUGCUAGUCAUGCAACGGGAAACGAAGCUAACGCGAUUUGAAGUGGAGUCACGAGUCGAAUCGUUCAAGAGAAGGUCAUCAUCGUUGUGGGUUGAAAUUAUGCAUGCAAGGCAGACAGAUGGACACGGAAUACGUCGUGCACGACACGCCAAUCCGUUCCGCGAGGUUGUUGAAAAAUGCGGCAGGUGCGCGCGAUUGAUGUGUCCAACUGGUGAACCUGGGCUUGUUGGUCCGCCAGGAGCCGAUGGAAUUCCUGGGACACCGGGCAAAAUUGGUGCACCUGGUGACGACGGUGAAGAUAUCAUGGUCGAUACAGCGCCUGAUCUUCCGUGCUCAAUUUGUCCAGCUGGCCCACCCGGUUUACGUGGUCCACAAGGAGAACGUGGUCAGCCAGGAGCAGAAGGACCGCCUGGUCAUCCUGGUCGACCUGGAAAACCAGGCGAAAAUGGUCCAGUUGGAAAUAAAGGAGCGAAAGGACCUCGUGGUGAGUCGGGACCAGCCGGACCAGCUGGGAGGCCCGGUGAUGAUGCAAUCGGUUAGUU